Molecule: messenger RNA, 1147 nt
Organism: Prunus avium (sweet cherry)
Lineage: Eukaryota; Viridiplantae; Streptophyta; Magnoliopsida; Rosales; Rosaceae
Product: ethylene-responsive transcription factor ERF106
Biological process (GO): ethylene-activated signaling pathway; regulation of DNA-templated transcription
Molecular function (GO): DNA binding; DNA-binding transcription factor activity
Source: RefSeq, a predicted model, not a curated record
CCUAUAUAAUAUAAUAAAGUUGCCACAAUUUCUUCAACCCAAGCCCCGAAAUGCGUAUUCUAAACUAAAAUAGCAUACAUCCAAUAUCCAUAUCCACACCACCAUGCAUGCCAAUCAACUCUCCUGCUCUCACUUCAAAAUGGCAACACAUGAAGAACAAGACGAAUCAACUCUUGAACUCAUUCGCCAGCAUCUCUUAGGUGACUUCACCUUCACUGAUGGCUUUUUUUCUCAUCUCAAUUUCCAAAUCCCUGAUUAUGAUUUCUCAUAUGAUUUUCAACCACUUGUUGUGAAACCAGAGUGCUCCCUCUCUGAAUCUGAGUCCACCUCCCCCAUUUCAGAUCCCCAUUGCUACAACCCUCAACCCUGCAAUUUCCAAACAAAACCCGAAACCAUAAACUCGCCAUCCAUAAAAGUCGAACCUCUGAAUUUGAGCUCACCCACCAAGGGAAAAACAACAACUAGUGAUUCUGCAACUCCCAGCUCGCCUGAUGAUAAGUUUCAGCAAGUGUCGGGUUCUGGUGAAGUGCCAAGGCAUUAUAGGGGAGUCCGGCGUAGGCCGUGGGGCAAGUAUGCGGCUGAGAUUCGUGAUCCGGCCCGAAAAGGGACUCGGGUUUGGCUAGGGACAUUUGACACUGAUGUGGAUGCUGCCAAGGCCUAUGAUUGUGCUGCAUUUAAGCUCAGGGGUAGGAAAGCAAUACUGAAUUUUCCACUGGAGGCUGGACAGUCGUCUCAACCGCCGGUGAACACGGCUCGGAAGAGGAGGAGAUCAGUAAAGCAAGAGGAGGAGGAGCUGCCAGAAACUGAACUCUUGAAGCCUUGAACUCCAAGGAGCUCAACUGUCACCGUUAUCCAGGUUCCUCCUCUGCUAACGUGGUGGAAAGUGAUUGGAUGGUGGAUUUACUGAUUUACUAUAUGCAUGCUCUAUGUAUUACUAGUACUAGAAGGGUCACUUAUUCACUGUGUACAAAUAUGGAUUAAGAGUAAAAAUAGAAAGUAAUUAAAAAUAAUGCAAUGUGUAAUUAUUAUACAGUCCCAAGCUGUUAAAUUUGUUAAUUUUUUUUCAGAGAAGCUAUUACUUUUAUUAUUAAAAGGGCAUUGUUUUAAUGGUAGAGAUAUAUUUAACAUUUCUUUUGGGGUUACUGAC